AUGCAAAUGAAAAAGCCAAAACUCUUAACCCUGGAGAUGUUAAAAAAAACACAAAAGAAAAUACAGAAUCAAGGUACUACUUCCUCGUUAGUUCUUCCUGGUACAGCCAGAGGACCGUUGGAAAAUACCCCCCUCACCCUGGGUCCUGGAGUCCCUGAAAUCAGCCCCACCCACCCCACCGCACCCCCCCCCCCCAAAAGGAAAGAGAAUGUGGCUCUGGGAGGGAAAACAAAGCCCAGAGGUGAACUCACCCAAACCUUGGAACUGAGGUCUCCCUGGGAAGAGAGCAGCCCCGCGGGGAGACACCAGGAGGCUCCAGGACGCCGAGGGCUUCCGACGGGGAGCGCGGGGCGCCGGGGACGCGGGCAGGCCGGGGUCUCCCGGGUGCCUCCCCCGGGCCUCCGCAGCCGCGCGCGCAGGAAGACCCCGCGGGACCUCCGAGGCCAGGCUCGCGGGGGCGUCCCCUCCCCAGGCCCAGCCAGCCCGCCGCCGCCCUCGGGGCGGGGGGGGGGGGGGAACCCCGCCCCUGAGGGCUCCACGGACGCCGCGCCUUCCGUCCAGCGGGAGCUGCAGCCCGGCGGGAGCCCAAGGCCACCCGGACCGCCGCCGCCGCCGCUUCAAAUCCCUGGCAGAACGCGGACGGCGGGGAAUCUUCACCCUCCGGUCCCUUCGUCUACGUGCAGAUUCAAGCGUUCGCACCCACCAGCUACCACCUUCCCCACAGACACAAGACCGCCGGGAGGCCAGACCCACCCGCUCGGCCCGCCCAACCCAGACAGCGCGCGCCCGCCCGCCUGCGCGAGUGCAAUACACACGGCCGGAGUUCCUAGGGGAGGCCGCGGCCGCCGCCCCGCGCACCCUCAAUCGGGGUUCGCCCGAGCCAAUGGGAAGUGCCCGGCCUUCCCAAAGGCGGGGUAG
Dipodomys spectabilis (banner-tailed kangaroo rat) is the source of this 918-nucleotide messenger RNA. RefSeq names its product proline-rich protein 2-like. Lineage: Eukaryota; Metazoa; Chordata; Mammalia; Rodentia; Heteromyidae. The record is from RefSeq and is a predicted model, not a curated record. Bases 1 to 918 code for a protein of 305 amino acids. The transcript has a single exon.